UCCACUUUUGAAAACGUGGAAAGGUGGUUGAGGGAGUUGAGAGACCACACUGAUCCCAACAUCGUGGUCAUGCUCGUCGGUAACAAAUCCGAUCUCCGUCACCUCGUGGCAGUCUCCACUGAGGUUGGGAAAUCCUUCGCAGAGAAGGAAUCCCUCUACUUCAUGGAAACGUCUGCACUCGAAGCAACCAACGUGGAUAACGCAUUCGCCGAAGUUCUCACUCAGAUUUACCACAUUGUGAGCAAGAAGGCCAUGGAAACCAGCAACGAUGUAGCUUCCACCGUUCCUUCCAAAGGCGAGAAGAUCGACGUCACUAAAGAUGUCUCGGCUGUCAAGAAACCCGGGUGUUGUUCGAGCUAGGACUUCAAAACCUACACCUAGAUCAUGAUGUGGCCGGUUUAUGUUGCUGCAUCGAUUGAUUUCUCUGUACACCAUUAUCGAUGUGUUGAAAUUCUUUUUCAGAUCCCUUCAGUAAGGGAGUUAGGCGGGGCACUGAUUUUUAUUGUAUUUCCAUAUAUUUUUUUUUCUCAUUUGGAACCGGUAUUUCAAUCAACUGAUGACAGAGAGCUUGCUUAGGAACAAGAUUUACUAGAUCUGUUGCGACAUUAAUUUGCUCACAGAAUGUUAUUAUUAGCUCUUCGAAUUCGUAGGAGUUGUCUGUAUUUUGAAAUUGUUCGUUGGACCCCAUUAGUCGAAAUAUAAAAGUAGCCUGGCAGUUUUCAA
Molecule: messenger RNA, 723 nt
Organism: Morus notabilis
Lineage: Eukaryota; Viridiplantae; Streptophyta; Magnoliopsida; Rosales; Moraceae
Product: ras-related protein RABA1c-like
Exons: 1
Cellular component (GO): endosome
Molecular function (GO): GTPase activity; GTP binding
Source: RefSeq, a predicted model, not a curated record